Schistosoma mattheei is the source of this 1812-nucleotide messenger RNA. The record is from the annotation of a GenBank genome assembly. NCBI's taxonomy places the organism in Eukaryota, Metazoa, Platyhelminthes, Trematoda, Strigeidida, Schistosomatidae.
AUGAAUAUUAGUUCGGCUGCUUCAAAUUUGAAGAAAUGUGAUUUAGGUGAUAAUCCAUUUUAUUUAUGUAUAUUAGCAUCUACUAAUUCAGUUGAAAAUAACAAACAUAGAAGACAUCCAUAUUGGUUUACAGUUCAAUCAGAAGAAUAUUGGUUUUUAAUACCAAAUGAAAAAUCGAAAAUUUUAUUUGACUUCCUUCUAACUUGUCAAUUUCAUGGAUACGAGGAUGAUGUUAAACAGGGCACAGAUAUGGAGGUCAGUCAAUUAUCGAUUAAAAGUACUGAAAUCAAGGAUACGAACAAAACCAACACAAUCACCAGCAAACUUCAUUCGAAAUCAUUAGGAAAUUUAAAUUUUUUCAAAUCAUCUAUUAUCAGUCCAGUUUCAAGUGAACGUUUCUGUUUGGAUGAUAGUGGCAGUGAUGAUGUUGGUAAAUUUGAGAAGACACUCCAUCGUCAUCAUAAUCACAAACAUACUCAUCGACAUCAUAAUCAUUGUCAUUUUGUAGUUGUCCCAAACACAUUCGACUGGGUUCUACCGCGUAUCGGUAUUUCAGAUGAUCAUUCUCGCACAUUAUUAAUUUUGAAAAAUCAACAAAAGUACACACCAAAAAUAUCUAGUUAUCAGAAUGAACACGGUCAGCAAAAUUGUCAGUCAAAUGAAUUGAAAGAAUCACAGAACUUAGAACAGUCAACAAAUAGUUCUUCCCUUACGGAUACAACUGAUAUAAGCAAAACAGUAGAAAUUUGUGAUAGUAUACCUUCUAUGGAAGAAGAAAAAGCUGCGUUGCAACUACUGAAACGUGAAACUGUCAACUGGGAAUUGGUUAGUUCAAAAGAAUUGGAAUUGAAAGACUUAGAAGAAGAAAAAAGAAAACAAUUCAUGUUUGACUGUAUAAAAUUGGCAGAACCAGAAUUAUUGCCAAUACCUACUGCAACAUCGAACAGUGAAAUCUUUGAUGUACAUAAAGUUCGUGAUCUUUUACAAAAUUUAACUCCUGACGCUGAAGGUUUAGACUGGAUAUUAACUUACAGUACUUCUGUGCAUGGAUUUAGUUUACGAUCGUUAUAUCGUCGAUGUGCCAAUAGUUUGACAGAAUCUUCAAAAGAUAAUUUACAUGGUACUAUUCAUACAAAAAUGAAACAUACUAUUAUACCGAAUUCACCGCAUGCAUCAAAUCAGCCAUGUAUACUAAUCAUACGAACAUCAACGAAUGAGAUAUUUGGGGCAAUGCUUAAUACACAUCCUUAUCCAAGUAAUGGUCGAUUCUAUGGUAAUGGAUCAUGUUUUGUAUUUCGAUGGAUCAAUACAACUGAUUCAAAACAAGAUCAAUUCAAAGAAAAUAGUAAUUCAAUCAAUGAACAAGAUUCUACAUCUUUAUCAGUUACUUCUAAUAAAUUAAUGAAUAUACCAGUAGAUGUAAACUCUGCAUCAAUAUCAUCAUCGGUAUUAUUAGUAACAGACAAUCAUAACUCUGAUCUAGUCUCAUCUUCGUCAUCAUUGGAUAUGAGAACUGAAACUGUAACUAAGGAAUUCGCGCAUUUAUGUUAUAAUGAUAAAAGAGAAUUUCCAGAACAGGAUAAAAAACAAACAUUCCAAAAAUUUAUAUGGAGCGGUAAAAAUUCCUAUUUUAUUAAUGGUGAUUAUGAUUCACUUACCAUAGGAUGUUCUCAAGGUCAUUCAGCAAUUCAACUUGAUGAUAAUUUAUUACAUGGACAUAGUGUCAAUUGUGAAACAUUUGAUAGUCCACAAUUAACUUUAUUAUCACCAGAUUUUGUGAUUACCACACUUGAAAUAUGGUCAUUUAUUUAA